Molecule: messenger RNA, 2423 nt
Organism: Syngnathus typhle (broad-nosed pipefish)
Lineage: Eukaryota; Metazoa; Chordata; Actinopteri; Syngnathiformes; Syngnathidae
Gene: ggt1a
Product: gamma-glutamyltransferase 1a
Exons: 13
Coding region: 108-1826 (572 amino acids)
Biological process (GO): glutathione catabolic process; regulation of immune system process; peptide modification
Cellular component (GO): plasma membrane
Molecular function (GO): glutathione gamma-glutamate hydrolase
Source: RefSeq, a predicted model, not a curated record
GACGGAACUAUAGAAAAAGGGUGUGAGACGGCAAGAGAGAGACGUUUCUCCAAUGAAUCCAGUCCUCCACUCUUUGUUCCAAAGAGCACCAUCUACCAACACAGAAAAUGGAAGCAAAGUCUCUAACUGCUGGUCUGGUGGUCCUUCUGCUGGUUAUUGUGGGCCUGUUCCUCUUCAUAGGAAUGGGGAGGAAAAACACGACUCCCCCUCCAUGCCACUUGUUCUUAAGGGCUGCUGUCGCUGCUGAUGCUGGAAAGUGCUCGGAAAUCGGAAGGGACAUUUUGAAGAAAAACGGUUCAGCGGUGGAUGCCUCUAUUGCGGCCUUGCUCUGCGUGGGCCUUUUUAAUGCACACAGCAUGGGCAUUGGAGGAGGGGUCUUCUUUAUCAUCUACAAUGCCUCUUCAGAGAGCGUAGAAACCAUUGAUGCAAGGGAAACAGCACCCAAGAACGCCACUGAGGACAUGUUUGGAAACAACACACAACUUUCUCGUACAGGUGGACUGUCCAUAGCCAUCCCUGGGGAGAUUCGCGGCUAUGAGAUGGCACACAGGAGACAUGGCAGGCUUCCAUGGAAAGAGCUGUUUGAGCCAAGCAUCGUCCUGGCCCGUGAAGGCUUUUCCAUAGGGAAAGCCUUGGCUCUCGCCAUCUUUACAAACAAGGAUUUCAUUCAAGGAAAUGCAAACCUGUGUGAAGUGUUUUGUGAUUCACAAAAAAACAUUCUCAGGGAAAAUGACAUUAUAAGAUUUCCAAAGCUGGCAGACACAUACCAGAGAAUAGCAGAAGACGGUCCGAAUGUGUUCUAUAAUGGCUCAAUGGCACGGAGAAUCGUGGAUGACAUCCAGGCAGCAGGUGGGAUCAUCACGUUGGAUGAUUUGUUGGAGUACCAGCCAGUACUGAAUGAAAAUCCCCUCAAGAUGAGUGUUGGGGAAUACACCAUGUAUGUCCCAGAUGCCCCCUCCAGUGGUCCAGUCUUAGCGCUCAUUCUUAACAUAGUGAAAGGGUACAACUUCACAAAUGCAAGUGUUUCCACAGCUGAGAUGAAGACCCUCACGUAUCAUCGCAUCAUUGAGGCUUUCCGUUUUGCUUACGCCAAGAGGAGCAAACUCGGGGAUCCACAUUUCCUCAAUAUCACCGAUCUUAUCCAAAACAUGACAUCGACCUUCUUUGCUGAAGGCAUAAGGAGGAAAAUUACAGAUGACACCACUCAUCCAGUCAUUUAUUAUGAGCCGGAUUAUUUUGUCCCAGACAGCCACGGUACAGCUCAUCUGUCGGUGAUAGCCGAAGACGGAAGCGCCGUGGCAGCCACCAGCACCAUUAAUCUAUACUUUGGUUCCAAAGUCAUGUCUCGAUCAACUGGAAUCAUCUUUAAUGAUGAAAUGGAUGAUUUCAGCUCUCCAUACAUAACCAAUGGCUUUGGAGUCCCUCCUUCGCCAAACAACUUCAUCCAACCAGGAAAGAGGCCUCUCUCCUCUAUGUCCCCCACAAUAAUCUUUGAUCAAGACAAAAGAGUUCAAAUGGUUGUUGGAGCAUCCGGGGGCACAAAAAUUACCACGGCUACUGCCUUGGUCAUCCUGAACUCUUUGUUCUUUAAGUACAAUUUGAGGAAAGCGGUGACCGAGCCGCGAGUGCACAAUCAGCUCAAUCCAAAUUUGACAGUGGUGGAGCAAGACUUUGACAAGAGAAUCCUGGAAGGCCUAAUUGAGAAGAACCAUUUAACGCGGCUGCAGAGCAAUCCAGAUUCUGUGGUUCAGGUGGUGAUGCGACAAGGAGAGCAUCUCUUCGCAGAAUCAGACCCCAGGAAAGGAGGAUAUCCUGCCGGAUAUUAAAUAUGGUUCCAGACCCUUUUUUGUCUUUCUUUUUUGUUUUACUGUAAAGUAAGAAGUUGCAUCUGCUAUAAAAUGUCUGCAUUGAUGUUGUUAUGGGAGAGCAUGGUGAAGUUUUUCAAUAUUUGGAACAAAUGAGUAACGCUUGUUUGAUUUGAAGAGUAUGCAAAUCCAUUCAAAUUAGUUUUAAAACUAUUUUUAGAAAAUGCAUCUCAUAUCCUGGUAUUAUAUUAAAUGCAGUUAAACAAUAUGCUCUGUUGAAACUGAAAAGUUGUUUUAAGUGUUGAAUGUUGUAUAAAUUGUUACUAGCCAUCUAAGUGUUUAUAAAAAACAGACUUGCAAGCAGCUGCUUUUUAUAAAAUAAAGACAUCUCAGGUUGUUUGCCUGUUUCAUGUCUGCCGAUAUUUGUUUUCUGUAUUGUUAUUCUGAUUAUGGAAUAACCAUGUUGUUUCUUUGCCCCAAGCAGGGGAAUUAACUUAUUUACAAUAAAUUGUACAUGUUUUAUAUGCAGUUGAGUAGCUGUUAAGUUUAUGUAUUGUUGAUUCUGAAAACAACUACAUCUAUUUUUAUAAAACAUCCAUUGUUUUAUGCUGUUAGCGA